Symbiodinium necroappetens is the source of this 681-nucleotide messenger RNA. Lineage: Eukaryota; Dinophyceae; Suessiales; Symbiodiniaceae. The record is from the annotation of a GenBank genome assembly.
GAGGGCCUGAAAGCCCACCAGCCGGACUUGGUCUUGCACGAGAAUGUCCUGAGGUUCCAGGUGGAGCAUCUCCUGGAGGGGAUCGAAGACUUGUACACUGCCUUCGAGUUCCGCAUUUCACCGUGGCUUGGUGCAAAAGAAAUGUAUCAUGUGAUUCUGUCGAGUACCGAGUGCACUGCCGACUUUGAUUUUCAUUUCGGCGCUUGUGCGUCCAUGACGGGCAGCGAUCUGCUGGCCAUGCCACCAAGCAUUGUGCAGGAGUACUUCCGAAACAAGCUUCGUCAGAAACACUGUCACACGGAAGGCCUUCUGACGUCAUCUGAUUUCACAAAGGUGCUGACUCCGCGGCAGAAAGGCGUUCUGCAGAAGUUUCAGGAGCUCUCUGCCAACGCCGUGGGCGACCUGGAGGACGACUUCUUGGUCGACUUGUCCCAGACCGACGAGUGGACCACGGCCUCAAACGAUGCUCCAUGCCUCCUGCGCGGAUCCUUGAUCUGGAGCCACAAGCUGCAGCGCACGGCCUUGCCAGCAGAACAUCUGCUGCUGCAAGGCAUCCCGUUGCUGCAGGACAACAGUGCCUGGAAGAAGUUCGUGUUUGACAAAGCUGCAGAUCCCUUCUAUGACAGUAUGUUUCUCAGCUUGUCGGGAAAUGCGAUGCAUCGUGCCGUCGUUGGCACCUGG